Messenger RNA from Brassica oleracea var. oleracea, 1851 nucleotides. RefSeq names its product tubby-like F-box protein 10. The record is from RefSeq and is a predicted model, not a curated record. The transcript is spliced from 5 exons. Bases 485 to 1801 code for a protein of 438 amino acids. Lineage: Eukaryota; Viridiplantae; Streptophyta; Magnoliopsida; Brassicales; Brassicaceae. Gene Ontology annotation, molecular function: protein binding.
UAAAAAAAUUCAUAUAAAUUCGAGUACAAUAAAAUCCAGAGAAGAAGCAUUCCACGGUAUCAUUUAAUAAUUAAAAAAUCUUAACUAUUUACUUGCUGGCUCGUGAAUGAACUAUUAAAGAAAAAAAACAAGAAGGCUCCUGGUACUGACAAAAAAGCAGAGAGAAGGACGACUUUAUCUUUUUCUGGUUUUAAUUGUUCUCUCUGACUUUAUGGGUUCUUUUGUUCUAGUCUCCUACGGAUCUGCUUAAAUCCGUGCGAUCUGUUUACACGUAAUCUCUGGAGGAUCUGAGUUGUUGAGCCAGACCCAGAUUGUGUUCUACUUAUUUUUUUGCUGAACUUCUUGAUUUGGUCGGAGAAAGCUUAAGUUUAGGUGGGUUUUGUCUUUGAAGCUUCUGAGUUAAUUACCUUCUUGUCUGAAAGUCAGUGGAAUCUCUCAUCUCAGUCUGAAGCUCUCUUUGUUGGAUUUGGAAAUAGAAAGAUAAAUGUCGUUUAGGAGCAUUGUUCAAGAUUUGAGAGAUGGGCUUGGGAGCUUGUCUAGGAGGAGUUUCGACUUCAGGCUUCACAAAGGGAAAUCUCAGGGCUCUUGUGAGUAUUCCUCUUCACGUGACCUCUUGUCACCUCUGAUAGUUCAGACAAGCAGAUGGGCUAAUCUUCCUCCGGAGCUGCUCUUGGAUGUGAUCAAAAGAUUAGAGGAGAGUGAGAGUACUUGGCCUGCAAGAAAACAUGUGGUGGCUUGUGCUUCUGUUUGUCGGUCUUGGAGAGCUAUGUGCCAAGACAUUGUCCUGUCUCCUGAAAUCUGCGGGAAGCUCACUUUUCCAGUUUCCCUCAAACAGCCAGGGCCUCGCGAUCCGAUGAUUCAGUGUUUCAUUAAGAGGGAUAAAUCAAAGCUAACGUUUCAUCUCUUCCUUUGUUUAAGUCCUGCUCUACUUGUGGAGAAUGGGAAGUUUCUUCUUUCAGCUAAAAGAACUCGUAGAACUACUCGAACCGAGUACAUUAUCUCCAUGGAUGCUGAUAACAUCUCAAGAUCAAGCAACUCUUACCUUGGAAAGCUCAGAUCAAACUUUCUUGGGACAAAGUUCUUGGUUUACGACACACAACCACCACAAACCCCAUCUUCUUCAAGUGCACUCAUCACUGACCAAACAAGCAGAAGCAGAUUCCACUCUAAAAGAGUUUCUCCUAAAGUCCCAUCCGGAAGCUACAACAUUGCUCAAAUCACAUACGAGCUCAACGUGCUGGGCACGCGCGGGCCGAGGAGAAUGCACUGCACCAUGAACUCGAUCCCAACUUCAUCUCUCGAACCAGGCGGCUCGGUUCCUAACCAACCUGAGAAGCUCGUCCCUGGCCGUCUCGACGAGUCAUUCCGCAGUAACAUCUCAUUCUCCAAGUCAUCACUCGACUACCGUUCAGUAGAUUUCAGCAGCUCUAGGUUCUCUGAGAUGGGAGUAGUAUCGUGCGAGGAGGACCAAGAAGAGACGAGUUUCAGACCGUUGGUUUUGAAGAACAAGCAGCCGAGGUGGCACGAGCAGUUGCAGUGUUGGUGUUUGAAUUUCCGUGGACGUGUGACGGUUGCGUCUGUUAAGAACUUCCAGCUUGUGGCUGUGAGACAGCCUCAGACGCAAGGGACAGGCGGCGUUGCACCAGCACCGGGAGCUCAUGGAGAGCAAGACAAGGUGAUACUACAGUUUGGUAAAGUGGGGAAAGAUAUGUUCACGAUGGAUUAUAGGUAUCCGUUGUCUGCGUUUCAAGCGUUUGCGAUUUGCUUGAGCAGCUUUGACACCAAGCUCGCUUGUGAAUAACAGAAGAAACAUUACUUCUCCUAAACAUUCAUCUAAUCCUUAUUGUGUCU